Molecule: messenger RNA, 1950 nt
Organism: Lingula anatina
Lineage: Eukaryota; Metazoa; Brachiopoda; Lingulata; Lingulida; Lingulidae
Product: perlucin-like
Source: RefSeq, a predicted model, not a curated record
UUCACUCGCAUUCACAGCUGUAGCUUGGAAGUUAAUAGACGCAGGUCGCACAGAUCCACACUUCACAUCGUGUAAUAAUGGCAGUGACAAGGUCUGUCCUCUGUUUUGGACUAAUUUUGGUCUUCUUCGUGUUGCAGCGUGGCGUUUUUGGACUCGUAAUCUUCCCAGGAUGUCAGGCUCCUUUUGUCCAGCUAAGUGGUCGAUGCUACUUCUUCUCCUGUAUGCAGAAAUCGUGGUCACAUGCACAAGCCUAUUGCAGGAGCAUAUCUUCACAUUUGGCAAGAAUAACUUCUCAGAGUGAGAACAAUAUGAUUGUCUCCUACGUACGGAAUUAUUUUUCUGUCAACUUCAGCUGGUGGUUGGGUGGCAAUGACAUGGCACAGGAGGGCAGGUGGGUGUGGGUGGGUACCAACAGCGUUCUGAGUUACACUAACUGGUACCCAGGAGAACCUAGCAACAACGAAGGAAUAGAGCACUGCUUGGAAUUGCGGUCAGUCAUCACACAUAGAUGGAAUGAUGCACCGUGUGGCCACGCAAAGAAUUUCAUAUGUGAAAAGUAGCACAGAUGGUCAUUUCCCUGACCUACCAAGUUGUUGAAGAUAUCGAUAUGGUGAAAUUGAAAUAUAUCAUUAAACAAUAACUGUCGGUUUUAUUGGGGUACAUCUGGUUGCAUUUUCGUCUAGCUUAUGAAUUGGAUGCGCAGCUUCUCUUUGCUGCAAAUUGUCAUCUGAUUUUUUCUUUAUUAUUAUUAUUAUUAUUAUUUGGAUUUACACAAGAGUAGUUCAUAGGGGAACUGCUGAAUUAACUAAACGAGACAAAUGAAAAUAACCAUGCUUUGCAGUGAUAAAACUCCAAUUACAAUUCUCUUAUUGGUUUCAUAUUUGUAUUUAUUGAAUUUUAUUAGAGAGACUUUCCUCACAACUUGUGUUUACACAUGAGUUUUUCGGGCAAGUUGAACCUACUAUAUGAAGCCAAUUGUUGUUUUGAUGUUUGAACAAGAAAAAAAUCGCUGACACAGAAACAAUUUACGUUCAAUUCAAGAUAAUAGUAAUGUGUACUACUGAAAAUCAACAAAUAAAAUGAUGUUGAAAAGCGUAAAAAGUCAUCAAGUGAUCAAAAUAUUCUUUUAUUCGAAACAUAAAAAAGAAACAAGUAAAUAUAUUGUUCAAAACUUGACAAAGGGAAAGAAACGAAACAAAAAAGAGAUCGUUUCGACAUUUACACAUUUCUGAAGCAUUAUCAGAAACCAGAGUCUUACAGUUGCAGGGGUAAAUACAAUUUUUUUCAGCAGACGAUCAGAAAAAAUGUUAGGGGACUCUGCAAAAGACUCUGGUUCAUGGCGAUGCUUCAAGUAACUUGACGUUGAAGCUUUUUGCAUGGAUAACUCGUUUGUUAGGUUGUUUUUAUUUAUUAGUAAGAAAAAUAGGGAAAAAAUCGAAGAAAAAUGAUGUUGAAAAAAUCAAUCAUAUGUCAAGUCUGUAAUUUAGUGGUAUUGUGGGUAUUUUAUUCAGAAUACAUGUAUAUGUGUGUUUUGUUCAGUUUCCAUGUAGAUACCUGGGAUUAUUUGGCUGUUAUUUUAUUUAGUGUCAUUUUUUAAUGUAAUAAUCUUGGGAGUCUUUAAGUCAAUAUCACAGCUGUUCACUUCUUCCGCUCAAAAAUAUCGGUGAUAAUUUGAUUCUAUAUUUAUCUGUGUAGUAUAAAAUUGCAUACGCUUUAUCUGAACUUAUUUCUUAUUUACAUAGGAGUUAUUAAUAGAAAGACUGUUGAUAUAACCAGAUGAAACAUAUGCGUAGAACAACGCUUUCUUUCAAAUGAAAUGAGUGAUCAGAAUUCAGACACAAUCCUGUUGCUAAUUUAAAUCUUUUAUUCACUGAUGUCAGAUAAAAUUACAGUAAUCUGUAUUUGUUCAUGUUUACACGUUAUUCAGAAAAAUAAAGCUUUUGCGCACGA